Molecule: messenger RNA, 1038 nt
Organism: Symbiodinium sp. CCMP2592
Lineage: Eukaryota; Dinophyceae; Suessiales; Symbiodiniaceae
Source: the annotation of a GenBank genome assembly
AUGGCUGUAGUUUUGCCUGAAGAAUGUGAUGGUGAGUUACCCGAGCUAGCAAUGCCUCUUCAACUUGUUGAUGAGAGCCCACCCCAGCCGGGCCAGGGCAAGAAGAGGGGCAGGCCAAAGGGCUCGGGAGGUAACAGGACCUCUAAGAAACCAGCUGCUGCUGUACCCAAGGCUGCAGGUAAAGCCAAGCCCAAGGCCAAGGCCAAAAGCAGCCAGAAGAAGCAGGCCCAGGAGAAGAUCUCAUCGACGUCUGAGGACCUGAGGAACGCUUUGUUUCUCGACCCUGGAAUGCAACUUGUCAUCGGGCCCAAGAUCCCGUGGUCUGAUGUCAUUGAUAUGCUGGAGACUAUUCCUGACGAGCCACAUGCGUCACUGCGAGAUCACUAUUGGGAGGUCUUCUGUCCCCAGCGUGUUGGCCCCCUGAUUCGGGAGAGAGGUUAUCGAUCCUCAAAGAGUAUUGACCUCAAGACAGGCUGGGACUUGAACGACAACAGUGUGCAACGCCAGGUGUUCAUAGACCUGAUCAGGGAGCGACCAUAUUUUGUUCUCCUCUGCCCGCCAUGCACAUACUUCUCGAACCUCAUGUUCACGAACUGGGGAAAGAUGGGAGCUGAGAAAUAUGGACACGUACAUUUUGCAGUGAGGCAGCUAGACUUCUGCAUGCUGAUUGCAGACUUUCAAGAGAAGUCUGGUGGCUACUAUGUGUUCGAGCAUCCAACAACGGCUCAGUCCUGGAAGCGUGCCACGGUCGCAAAACUGCAGGGCUUCAAGAUCAAGUUUGACCAGUGCCGCUUCGGCCUAAAGAGUGCAAGUGGCCGUUUGAUGAAGAAGCCCACGACGCUGAUGACAAACAGCCCUGUUUUGCGUGAUGCCUUUGACAACAAGAUGUGCUGUGGUGAUCACAUACACCAGCGUGUUCAGGGGCACGUUCAUGGGCAGCAGGUGUCCAAGGAAUCCCAGACGUAUCCUCCCGACAUGUGCCGGGCACUCGCCCUUGCAGUCAUCAACCAGUGGGCAGAAGAGUAUCCGAAGCCCUAG